CCCUCCAGUGUCAGUAAGAACUUCACCAUGCUCAAAGGGAUGUUUUGCUACACCCUCCAGUGUCAGUAAGAACUUCACCAUGCUCAAAGGGAUGUUUUGCUACACCCUCCAGUGUCAGUAAGAACUUCACCAUGCUCAAAGGGAUGUUUUGAUACACCCUCCAGUGUCAGUAAGAACUUCACCAUGCUCAAAGGGAUGUUUUGAUACACCCUCCAGUGUCAGUAAGAACUUCACCAUGCUCAAAGGGAUGUUUUGCUACACCCUCCAGUGUCAGUAAGAACUUCACCAUGCUCAAAGGGAUGUUUUGCUACACCCUCCAGUGUCAGUAAGAACUUCACCAUGCUCAAAGGGAUGUUUUGAUACACCCUCCAGUGUCAGUAAGAACUUCACCAUGCUCAAAGGGAUGUUUUGAUACACCCUCCAGUGUCAGUAAGAACUUCACCAUGCUCAAAGGGAUGUUUUGCUACACCCUCCAGUGUCAGUAAGAACUUCACCAUGCUCAAAGGGAUGUUCAAUGUUUUAUUUAAUUUAUUUUCUACCAAUAACUUCCCUACUUUGCGAGGCAUUGGAAAACCUCCCUGGUCUUUGCGUUGAAUUUGUGUUUGGAAUUCACUGCUCAACUGAGGGACCUUACAGAUAAUUGUAUGUGUGGUUGUCAUUCAAAAAUAAUGUUAAACACUAUUAUUGCAUACAUAGUGAGUCCAUGCAACUUAUGUGACUUGUUAAAAAAAUCUUAUUCCUGAACUUAUUUAGGCUUGCUAUAACAAUUGAGUUGAAUACAUAUUUACUCAAGGCAUUUCAGCUUUUCGUUUUCUUGACAUUAUGGGGUAUUGUGUGUAGGCCAGUGUCAAAACAUUCUCAAAAUAAUCUAUUUUAAAUUCAGGAUGUGAUACAAUAAAAUGUCUAACAAGUAAAGAGGUGUCAAUACUUUUUGAAGGCGUUGUGGAAACCAUCAGAUAAGACCACAAAAUAAUUUAUGUUUGUAGACUCCAACUGUUCACUGUUGUAUAAUGGGAGUCAUUUGAGUUCAGUCAGACAGAGCAGCUCCUACCCUAUAACAAAGAGCGAGAGAGAGGGAGAGAUAUUCUUAUUCCCUGAGGAGCUGACAGAAAGAGAGCCCCAUGACUAGUGCCUCCACAACCAGUGUUCUUAUUGUGUCCCAUCUCCUCCCCUAACCCCCCAUCUCCUCCCACCACCCCCCAUCUCCCCCUCUAUAACCUCCCAUCUCCCCCCUCUAACCUCCCAUCUCCUCCCCUAACCCCCAUCUCCUCCCCAACCCCCCCAUCUCCUCACGCCCACCUCCCCCCCACACCCUAUCUCCUCCCCCCACACUCCUCUCUUAUGGGGUAUAUAUAUAUAUAUAUACAGCGCUCUGCUCUCUGAAGCAUCGUUCCUAGGAAGAGUGAGUUUUCUGUGCUCAGGGUGGAGUUUAACAGUGGAGAAUAGAGGAGCACUUUAGGACAUUGCUUCUUCUAUGUAGUCUAUACAGGGGAUGGAAGAUGCUUCUAACACUUGUCAGUUAGUACUUAAGUUACUCAGUAUUCUAGUUUUAAGUUACUCAGUUAGUACUUUAAUUUGGUCCCAGGUCCUACAGAUCCUGAGUUUUUUUGUGGGUAGUGCAGUAGCAUUAUGGGGGCACGGUUGUGCACUGUUAGUUGGACGCCAGAUGGAGGGUGUCUAGAAUGUGUUCAGCUGUCGUCUGAGAUAAAUACGUGUCGUGGGGAGCUGUCAUCCAUGGAGCAGGAGCUGCAGAGGUUGCGGAGAGACACCAGUAUGAAUUCCUCCCAGCUCAGCUACGUGGAGGCGACCCUGCAGAAGACCCAGGGCCUACUGGAGGAGAAGAACGACACGGUUGUGGACUUGGAGGAGAAGCUCCACUGCUGUGAGGAGGACAGGCGGACCUCUGUGCAGCAUGUGAAGGAUCUGGAGGGACAGCUACAGGAGGUGCGCGAUGAGAUGCACGACACCCUAGAGAAACUACAGGAGCUGAGAGACCUGUUACAGGCCACGCAGCUUGGCGCAGAUGAAAGACCGAUUUCAUUGGAGAAACUGUCCGCCGAGCUCAGGACUCUGCAGCAGAGCCAGCACCUGUGUCUCUGGAGAGAACAACACAAGAACUCCAGAGUACGGUUGGGGAGCUGCAGGAUACACUCGCUGGGAGAGCCUGUGCAGAGCGAUGGAAAGCAUCACCCAACAUGCCAGGGGCAAGGCGAUACCUUCAUUUUGUUGCUGUUUAUAAAAGGACAUACCCAAAUGAAACCAUGCAUUCUUUCUGUGUUGUAUCCAUAACACAACAAAGUGUGGUAUUUCUGUCAAUUUUACUAUGGCUAGAAGAUGACCUGUGUGUUCUCUUCUAUAGGAGGCACAUGUGUGUGGUCCAGGCAGAGGUCAGACUGCAAGCCACUGUCUCCUCUCUGCAGCUGGAGGAGAGAGAACGGCAGGUACAA
Messenger RNA from Oncorhynchus keta (chum salmon), 2447 nucleotides. RefSeq names its product coiled-coil domain-containing protein 18-like. The record is from RefSeq and is a predicted model, not a curated record. The transcript has 4 exons. The coding region runs from base 1630 to 2289 and encodes 219 amino acids. NCBI's taxonomy places the organism in Eukaryota, Metazoa, Chordata, Actinopteri, Salmoniformes, Salmonidae.